AGUUGAUCUAAUUCGUUGUGUCAAAUCCUUCCAAUUCUCCUAGAUGAGCGAGCGGCGGCGGGUUCUGAACUCCACUUCCCCCUCUUCGUACUCAUCCCCUUUUUUUCACAUUUACCUUUACCUUAUGUCCCCUAAAACCACUUACGGAAAACCUGUUCAGGCAACCCCGUCACGGCGUUCCACAACAUCAGCCCCGUACUCCCACACUCGCCCUCAACGAAAACAUGCAAUCAAACAACAUCGCCACCGUCGCGCUCACGGCGUCGCUCAGCAAGGAGGACUAAUCACACUGGACUACCUCAUCACUUCAUUCGCAUCUCAUCCAUAUACCAAUCACUCUUCUCUUCCUAGGAAUCCCCAUGCCAACACCCCAGAUCUGCAACUAUCCUCACCGCCCUUCUGGUACCACCAAAUUCAGCCUCAUCAUUUCACCCAGGCUAUGUGGAGUAGAAUGGAGUGGAGGAAGGCCCAGUCGUGCAAUCGUCGGAGAAUAUCCGUUGUCUUGGAUCCCGUGCGAUUCGGCCUCGUCUGGAAGCGAGGGCUAUCUGUCGUCGGCGGUGUAACACGGUCAAAAUGGGGGGUGGUAGAUGAUGUACGUGUAUUUGGAGAAGAUGGGGAAGCGAGGCGUGACAGUAAUCAAUCAUUGAGAGGGGUCGGAUGGGGCGGAUGGGUGACGUCGUGUUGCAGAGUGAACGUGCGUUCUGUGGCCUCGUACUUCCUGUAACCGUUCGUAGUUCAGGCGCUUGGAGGCCCUGGCUUGGGAUCAUCGGUUCAGGCUUGUUUGCUGCUGUGCAGUGUUGCGGAGGAGUGUGAACACGGG
Lindgomyces ingoldianus is the source of this 820-nucleotide messenger RNA. RefSeq lists its product as uncharacterized. The transcript has a single exon. Bases 125 to 724 code for a protein of 199 amino acids. The record is from RefSeq and is a predicted model, not a curated record. Lineage: Eukaryota; Fungi; Ascomycota; Dothideomycetes; Pleosporales; Lindgomycetaceae.